Messenger RNA from Syngnathoides biaculeatus (alligator pipefish), 6842 nucleotides. It is a transcript of the gene baz1b, whose product is annotated as bromodomain adjacent to zinc finger domain, 1B. Gene Ontology annotation, cellular component: WICH complex. NCBI's taxonomy places the organism in Eukaryota, Metazoa, Chordata, Actinopteri, Syngnathiformes, Syngnathidae. The record is from RefSeq and is a predicted model, not a curated record. The coding region runs from base 673 to 5352 and encodes 1559 amino acids. The transcript is spliced from 21 exons. Gene Ontology annotation, molecular function: protein binding; histone H2AXY142 kinase activity. Gene Ontology annotation, biological process: chromatin remodeling.
UGUCAUGGGAGGGCGGGGCCUGGCUGUACGCCGCUUGCUGCUGGGGAAACAAACCGGAGAGCCGAGACUGGACAAAAUUGUGCCAGUGUGCGAGAAACUCCCGCCAUUUCGCCUCUUCAAGAUAUCGUUUUCAAGAACCACGCAUAUUGUCUGAUUUUCUGGCUUUUUUUUUUUAUAAAACGAAGAAGGGAAAGCGGGAAAGUGCAAGGAAGUUCGAUAACCCAGCGUGAGCAGUUCACCGAGCGAGCGAAUUGUUGUUCGCGCCAGACCUCCUGCUGGACGGUGCCGAUUGCCGCGAAUUUGACUUGGUCUUGGACUGCAUCCUGACAGCUCGACCGGGGAACUCGGAAGUUCGCCGAAUAUCUCAAGACGAGCACUAAAAGCUCCAUUGCGUAUCCGGGAUUUACCUUGCAAACACUAUGGCGUCACCGCCGAAGCAGAGAAGAGGAAUUCGAUGAAGAGGGGCCCAAGAAGGAAUACUUUUGGUUUUGCAACGCGAUAGCAAACCGGGCUACUAACUAGCCUGCUAAGCUGCUACACGUUGACUUCCGAGGCCUACCGGUGAUACCGUGCUACAUGCUAUCGGGCGCCGGGAUACGGGCUGAGGUCAUAUUAUCUCACUUCGGUGUGUUAAAGGGAUUAUUUACCAAUACAGUCGCCGUUUGAUUGACAAUGGCGCCGCUUUUGGGCCGGAAGCCUUACCCGUUAGCUAAGCCCUUAGCCGAGCCACUAGGCCCGGGAGAGGAGGUCUUCAUCAUCGAACACACUAAGGAGGCCUUCAGGAACAAAGAUGAAUAUGAGGCCCGCUUGAAGAGGUACGAAGAGCGCAUCUGGACUUGCAAGAGCACUGGCAGCAUUCAGCUGACACACAAAGAAGCAUGGGAAGAGGAACAAGAAGUUACAGAAUUGCUUCAGGAGGAAUAUCCUCACUGGUUUGAGAAGCCUAUCCUGGAGAUGGUCCACCACAAUACAGUGUCUUUAGACAAAUUGGUUGAAAUGGCCUGGGUAGAAAUCCUAACUAAGUAUGCUGUUGGCGAAGAAUGUGACUUCACGGUGAGCAAAGACAAAAGUUUACGAGCGAAGGUGGCAAAGGUUCAUCCCCUUGAGCAUCCUGAGGGUGAAGCUGGAGAGAAGAAGCUUGAAGGGGCCUGUGAUUCUCCAUCCAGUGACAAAGAGAAUGCCAGUCAAGAGAACCAGAGGAAGGAACCUGCGGUCAGAGAGGAGGAGAACAGGAGAGAGGCUCUCAAUGAUACCGCACGCCGUUCACCAAGAAAACUUUCCACUGCCACAAAGGAAGAAAAGAAGAGGUGGGCAAUUCCCAAGUUCCUUCCCCAUAAGUAUGAUGUCAAGCUCGUCAAUGAGGACAAGGUCAUCAGUGACGUACCAGCAGACAGUCUUUUCAGAACAGAACGGCCUCCAACCAAAGAGAUCAUCCGCUACUUCAUCAGACACUAUGCACAGAGGCUGGGCAUGGGGGAGAGUGCACCCUGGGUGGUUGAAGACGAAUUGGUGAAAAAAUUCAAUCUGCCCAGUAAAUUUAGUGACUUUCUUCUUGACCCACACAAGUUUUUCGCUGAGAAUCCUUCUGCCAAGCGCAAGAGUUUGACAUCUCCAGAAGGUAAACCAAGGAAGAAACACAAGACACCUGCUACACCAGGAGAGGAUUCAUCAAUUGAAAAAGUGGAGAAGAAAGGAAAAGGCAAAAAAGAUACUCUCGGGAAGCCCCUGAGUCCGACCAUCUGGGGCCAUGUACAGAAAAUAAAAAUGAAUGGUUUGCCAUUAAAAGUAAAAAACUCUGGAACACCCAAGAAAGGAGAAGGGAAAGGCUCAGGCUCAGUUAAAAAAUCUGGAGACAAGAAGGACCCAAAGAAACCUGGAAAGAGUGGUGAUAAGAACAUUCUUAAAGCUUACAGGAAAGAUACAAAAGCGAGUGCCAAGACACCGAAGAUGAAGCAGAUGACCCUUCUGCAGCUAGCUAAGAGCCCUGCUGCAGGAAGCCCGAAGAAACGACCCCGGAGCAGUAGCACAGGCACUCCAAAACUAGGGAAGCCGUUACAUCCAGUGGCUCUCCACCUUCUUCGUUACUAUAAGGAGAACAAGGGGAAAGAGGACAAAAAGAAUUUCCUGUCUGCCCUAAUCACAAAGGCAGCGAAGGCUCUUCCACCGGACGACCGUGGCAGACUACCAGAUGAGCUGAGAGAGCAGGUCGAGAAACGCUGGGAGAGAUUGGAGCAGAAGAAGCGGUGGGCUGCCAUGAGCGAAGAGGAAAAGCAAGAAGAAAUGAAAAAGAGGCGGAAGGAUCUCAAAGAGAAACUGCGCGAAAAAGCCAAAGAGCGGCGCGAAAAGGAGAUGCUAAUCCGUCUUGAGCAGUCACGCCGGUACGAGGACCAGGAAAUUAAAGGCGGCAAGACGCUGCCGACAUUUAAGCUCGUUGACAUGCCCGAGGGUCUGCCCAACACCCUGUUUGGGGAUGUUGCCAUGGUUGUGGAGUUCCUUCACUGUUAUGCUGGCUUGCUAAUGCCAGAUGACAAGUAUCCCAUCACAUCUACAGCUUUAAUGGAAUCGUUGGCCGGCGUACGCUCCGCUUUCCACUACCUGAACCGCGUUCUGGUGGUGCUGCUUCAAACGCUGCUCCAAGACGAACUCGCAGAGGGCUACAGUGAGCUUGAUAUCCCCUUAUCCGAGAUUCCUCUCACCUUGCAUUCUGUGUCAGAGCUGGCGAGACUGUGUUUGCGGCCUUUUGACGCCCAAGGUGAGGAGAGUGGCCAGGGGUCCGUGGAUCUGGCCGGGAGUGGCUUCGAUGAUGUGGUGACCAGCGAGUUCCUGGAGAAGCUUGAAACUGUCGAGGUGUUUGAGCUUGACCCAGAGGAAAAGGUCAGCCUGCUGGUAGCGCUGUGCCACCGCAUACUAAUGACCUACUCGGUGGAAGACCAUGUCGAUACCAUGCAGCAACGGACGGCCGAACUAUGGAAGGAGCGCGUGGCGAUGCUAAAAGAGGUCAAUCGCAAGAAGGCUGAGAAAAAGAAGCAAAAAGAGAUUGACGGCAAAGUGCAAGAUGAGAAGAAAAAAAAGGACGAGGCAAAGAUCAAGAAAGAGGUCAAGGUAGAGUUGGUGGACAUGAUCAGUUCAGUCAAGAGUCGGCAGCUGAUGAGCUUGCAGGCCAAGAGAGAGAGAGAAGAGAUGGACAAACAGAACAAAGAACGCAUGGAAGAGGCAGCUGAAGAAGAGCGACUGCGCAGACAAAGAGCUACCGCAGAAAAGAAUUUUCAGGAGGGCAUAACAAAGGCCAAACUGGUCCUGCGCAGAACUCCACUGGGUACAGACAGAAAUCAUAACAGAUACUGGUUUUUCUCUGAUGUUGUUCCCGGCCUGUACAUUGAGAAAGGCUGGGUGCAUAACAGCAUCAACUACAGUUUCACUCCUCCUCUCGAGGAAAAAACAGAGCCUGAUGUGGAGGACGAAGACGAUGGAGCUGACGAUGACGGAAGUAUCGAUGAUACUAAUAAUGACGGCGGCCAGCCAGGGGCAGCAACAGACGUCUGUAUAGAAACUACUUGUCCUAAGCAAGGACAGAAUCUUUGGUUCAUAUGCGACAGUCCUGCUGUACUGGAGGAAUUGGUGGACAGCCUUCAUCCUCAUGGCGUUAGAGAAAGUGAACUGAAGGCAAAGAUAGAAAGCAGUUACCAGGACAUCGUACACUCCAUUAAUUUGACGCGAAAGGAGAAAGUGGGCCUUGGAGUCCCUGAUGAGGAUGCAGAACUUCUGAAAUAUUUACGGAGUGAUAUUCAGGAGAUAGCCUCACGCCUCUUGAAGGGCGGCCUGGGGUACUUUGAUGAUGACAAGGACAUUGAGGAUGAGUUGGAAAAAAUGGACACCUUGAAAGAAUUGGGAGAGUCCAUCAUCACCAUUCAGUCAUGUGUGAUCAAGAAGUUCUUGCAAGGAUUCAUGGCCCCCAAGCAGAAAAUGAAGAAAAAGCAAGCCGGGGAAGAAAACAAAACUGAAGAGGUUGAUGAGGAAAAGAAACUUGCAGAGGAAGCCAAGGUUGCGACCGCACUAGAGAAGUGGAAGACAGCCAUCCGUGAGGCCCAGACCUUCUCCCGCAUGCAUGUGCUGCUGGGAAUGUUGGAUGCCUGCAUAAAGUGGGACAUGUCUGCCGAGAAUGCCCGUUGUAAAGUUUGUCGGAAAAAAGGUGAUGAUGAGAAACUUAUCCUCUGUGAUGAGUGCAACAAGGCCUUCCAUCUUUUCUGCCUGAGACCAGUGAUAUACCGCAUACCCGAAGGCGAAUGGCUGUGCACGGCCUGUCAGCCCACCGUGGCCAGACGAGGCACACGUUCAAGGAACUACAAACAAGACAGCGAUGAAGAGGAUGAGGAGGAGGAGUCAGAAGAGGAAGACUCUGACGGGGAGGACGAUGAUGAGGAAGAGUCCGAAUACAAGGCUUUGGGCCACAGCUUGAGACCAAGAAAAAAAGUUAAGCAGCCUUUGCCUGUGCAGAAAAGUAAGUCUAAAAAGAAGUCAUCUACUAGUCAAAGUGGCAAGCACAGGACCGGCCCCAGUAGCCCUGCAGACAUCGAAGAACUGGUGCGUCAAAGCACCCAGUCAGGAGUGCGGAGACAAGCACUGGAGCUGGAGAGGUGUGAGGAAGUCCUGAAAAAACUGACCAAGUUCCGAUACAGCUGGCCGUUUAGGGAACCCGUGUCCCCAGAGGAGGCAGAGGACUAUCUGGACAUCAUUUCACAGCCCAUGGAUUUCCAGACCAUGCAGAGCAAGUUCAGCCAAGGCUCGUAUCGCCACGGUAACGACUUCAUAGAGGACAUGAAGCUGGUCUUCUCCAACGCCGAGGAGUACAAUAAGGAGGGAAGCACCGUGCUCACCUGCAUGACCAAGACGGAGCAGGCCUUCACAGAGCUGCUCCAGAAGCUGCUACCUGGCCUAAGCUACCUCCGACGUCGCUCACGCAAGCGGAUCAGUCGAGCUCCUGAAUCGUCAGAGGAGGAAGAUGACGAGGAGGAGGAGGAGGAGGAGGAAGAAGAAGAAGAGGAGGAGAAGGAGGACCAGGAACCACAGCGGAAAAGAAUUCAGAAUGGCAAGGCAAAUGCAAAGAAUAGCAGAAAUGGACAGGGAGCGCAGGAUGAGGAGAGUGAGGAGGACGAGGAGGAUGACAGCAAGAGGAGAAGUAAGAGGACGGCUUCCAAAGCGGCCGUGAAGGAUUUCAGCGAGCAGGAUAGCGACGGUGAGCGUGACACCCGUAGAACUUUGCAGCGGCGAUGCCGGACGGAGGCAGACGGGGUGAGCAGCGAUGACGAGGGGGCGGGCCGGCAGCGACGUUCGAAGAGGCAAAAACGCUCAUGAAACCCAAGCGUGCGUUUCACUUAGUCAUCCUCCUUACUUUUUAGUUCCUGUUCAAGUGAUCAGACUGCUCUCGAACAGCCAGCAGGGAAUCCAACCUCGCAAUGACUCUGUUAUUAUAUUUUUAAAAAACAAAACGAUUCAGUUCAGGGCGUACCUGCCCGAAGAUAGUGGGGAUCGGCUGCAGCACUCCCCGCGACCCUUGUAAGGAUAAGCGGCUCAGAAAAUGGCUGGAUUUAUAUUUGUAAUGUUUUUCUUUUUAUCAUUGAGAAAUUAGACAUUUUUAGGGAGGUCCUUACAGCUCUUCAAAACACCUUUUUACACCUGCUUCUCAAAUACUGCUGGGAUUGAAUCAACCUGACUGCUUGUCUUUCUCUGGCCUUUUUUAAAAUCUCAUGUCCCGGCAGUGCACUUUUUUUUUGGGGGGGGGGGGGGGGGGUUCCAAGACUAAAAAUACCACGUCAGGUGUAAAAGUAGCUGAGAGUAGGACCUCCUAUGCACCCCAUGAACACUUUAAACUAAUGUACAAAUAUGGACGACAACAAGUAUCAUUUCUCAGUCAAAUGCAAUUUUUGUACAGUAAAUCAAUCUUAAUUUCUCCGACCCUUUGGCCAAAUGCUGUGUUGUACUCGACUGGCCUCAUGUUGAGUUUGGAACCAACAAGCAGCCUCGGCGAGUAUCAUCAUUUGGAUGUUCAGUUCGGAAGUGGCCUGCCACUUUAAACAAAGCGGUAACCUCAAGGUUCUGUCGAGUGCACUACUUUGUGUAAAAUGUACCAAAACCAGCCAGCAGCUGCACGACGACUUUGCUAAAACAAUGUGCAUAAACAUUUGUAAACCAACAAAUAUGUUGUUAUGGGUAUUUUUGAAGAAUUAAUAUUUUUUUGCACAUUUUAUUUGGGUUUUGUAAGUCAUGUCUGCAUCAAUGUUUAUUCAGGAAUCUUGUAUUUGUCCAGAAAACAUGUUUGGUAUUUUUUUUUUUUUUUUUUAACUCACCUGUCGAGGCAAAAAUCUCGUAUCAUGCAUUUUUGCUCCACCUCGACAACGAUUUACAAUCAAAAAGCAGCUCCUCUUUAGCGAGUCACCAGGUGGCGAUCCUCUCCUCUUUUCUAACAGAUUCAGCGAUAGUUUUUCCUACACUUAUGUAGCCACUUUCUUUAUCCGUCGUCAUGGAGGGAAGGAAAUUCUAACACAUCACUUGAACAUUCUCGUGUGUAGGUCUUCAUUUACCCGACUACCGUAGACGCUGGCCUCCAUCCCCCCCUUCUCCAUUCUGUAAUGUAUGUAUUUUCAUCGCUUCUUUUAUGGCAUUUUUGGAUGUUAGUCUCUCCUUUGCUCCACUUUUACAACCAAUGAGUGAAAUUUGACUGCCCUUCUCAAGAUGGGACUCGACUUGUCUUUUACACGCCCCUUUUUAUAUGUAUAUUUAUAGUCUAGGCAGGUUGAAGGAAUCAUGAUGUGUAAAUUUUUUUUUUUUUUCAAUAAAGGCUACGG